Periophthalmus magnuspinnatus is the source of this 2021-nucleotide messenger RNA. RefSeq names its product protein NipSnap homolog 2-like. The coding region runs from base 47 to 892 and encodes 281 amino acids. Gene Ontology annotation, cellular component: mitochondrion. The transcript has 10 exons. Lineage: Eukaryota; Metazoa; Chordata; Actinopteri; Gobiiformes; Gobiidae. The record is from RefSeq and is a predicted model, not a curated record.
CACAGCCCUCCUGUCGCUCAGAGCUGAGAGCCGUUGUCAGGUAAAGAUGGCGACCAGGGUCCUUCAGACAGUCGGCAGCGGCCUGAAAUGCACAAGAAAUUGGUUUGUGGCGAACGGACAAAUCAUUAUAGCCACAAGGAGCAUCUCUGGUUCUCCUGACAGUUGGUUCAAGUCUCUGUUUGUGAGAAAGGUUGACCCUAGGAAAGAUGCUCAUGCCCAACUGCUCUCCAAGAAGGAAGACAACAACUUGUACAAAAUACAAUUUCACAAUGUCAAGCCAGAGUGCCUUGAUGAUUACAAUGAACUUUGUGAAGAAGUGUUGCCUUCAAUCCACGCUAACCCCGAGUAUCCCUGUGAGCUGGUGGGGACAUGGAACACAUGGUACGGGGAGCAGGAUCAGGCAGUUCACCUGUGGAGAUAUCGGGGAGGAUACCCAGCUCUCACCGAAGUCAUGAACAAACUCAGACAGAAUAAGGAUUUUAUUAAGUACAGAACAGAGCGAGGGAAGAUGCUGCUGUCCCGUAGGAAUCAGCUGCUACUUGAGUUCAGUUUUUGGAAUGAACCCACUCCUCGCCCUGGACCCAACAUCUAUGAGCUCCGGUCUUAUCAGCUCAGGCCAGGAACCAUGAUUGAGUGGGGAAACUAUUGGGCUCGUGCCAUUGACAUUCGCCAACAAAACCAAGAGGCAGUGGGAGGCUUUUUCUCACAGAUUGGUAGUCUGUAUCAAGUGCAUCACUUGUGGGCAUAUAAAGAUCUGCAAUCAAGAGAAAACACCAGAAAUGCAGCCUGGCAGCGAGAGGGUUGGGAUGAGGUGGUCUAUUACACAGUCCCUCUGAUCCAGCACAUGGAGUCUAGAAUAAUGAUUCCUAUGAAGACUUCACCCUUAAAGUAACUAUGGCUUAUCCGGAUGCUGUACAACCAUCAGGCCUAUCAAUAUUUUAACAAACCAUUGGAGUGUGCACUGCCAGUGAAAAAAGCGGCAUGUCAUGUGGGGUUUCUAUCUGCUUUUCUCUUUUUUGUGUUUUUGUAUCUUUGUAGGGCUAGCUCUAGCUCAAAACAUACAUGUUAAGAGUGACAUCAUGCAAAAACAUACCUGUUGCAAAGGUCACUGACAUUGUGUUACUGAAUUGUUGUAUGCAAACAACAUUGGCAUGCUCCUUCUUUACUGUUGCUAUUUUAACGGUCAAAUUUCAAGCUCCUCUAAUGAUAAUUAACAAAUUACAUCACAGAAAAUGAAUCAAGGUUAAAAUGUCUUAAUUUUUUAACAAUAAUGUAUGUGUAGUUCUCUGUAACAUCAAUCUUUUAUUUUACAACAAUACGCCAUCUCAAAUAAUAGAAAUUCAAUAAUUUGGAUAUUUUGUGUCAAAUGUUUGGAUUGUCUGUUCUGUAUGUCUGAGAGGAGCCUGCUGUUUACAAAUGAAAGCAUCUCAAAAUGAUUGUAAUGUUCUUUUGAAAAUAUAUUUAUUUGUUCAAAAUAUACCCAACUGGGGGAAACUGCAGGAUGUUGAAGUACUGUUAACUUGCUGUGCAAUUAGGUUUGAUGGCUGAAAUAUUGUUGAAUGCACAAUUGAACAAAAAUAAGCUUUGUUUUAGUAUAAAUAUUUAUUCUUUCAAAAUCUUAAAUAUGACUCAAAUUUCUAGCAUCUCUGGUAUUGUCUUAUGUUUUUAAUUGAUCUCUUUAACAAAAACUACAUUUGUAUCGAUUACUGCUGUACACAGUCUGAACUUUGACAUGGAUUCAGUUAAUGUCAACUAAAUGAGAAUAUUUUUUUCAAAUGAUCACAGUACCUAAUUGAGUGAUUGGCUCCCCAAGCGAGCCAUUGUUACUGUCCGAUUUUAACUAUAAAAUUAAAUGGCUGCCUAACUUUAAAAUACAUCAAUAAAAGACAUGACAUGGUGGGGAAAAAAUUGUUUUUUGCAGCAUUUAGGUUAGAAUGCUUUGCCAUGUAUGCAGAAAAAGAAAAAAAAAAAGGCUAAAAGAGAAAUAAGAACUGUUAUUUAAAGAUGAGAUACAGUCGCAU